AGGGAGGGUAGGAGCGAGGCCGCCACGUGGGUUGCCAGGGCCUGGGCGACAGGUCGGGCCUAAGAGACACACGCUGAGGAGAGCUCCUGCCUGCGGAGGCGGGAGCUGAGGCUGUCCCUCACCCCACUCCUGACUUUAGCAGCCUUUGCUUCCAGUUCAUUCACUUGUCAAUAAUUGGCUGCUGAAUGCUUGGGUUGUCCAACAGGUUAAAAAGACCAAGUUUCUCACUGUGUUUCUUGGAAGUGCAGGCCUGGGCCUCUGGAGACUCUGAUUUCACCACUAAUUAGUUGUGUGUCACCAUCAGGAGUUUCUUUCAAUGGUCUCAUCUUUUAAGUGGAAGAGCCUGAUCUACCCAGCUUUUACACCAUCAAGUGGAUGGGUCUGACUCCCUUCUCUUCCUUUGUGACCUCAUGGUCACCAAAAUACAUUAAUGAGUUCCAGAAUGGACAGACAGCUAUCCCUUCAAGAAGCUGUUAUGACUUCUUGUCAUUCAUAUUACUUUGGAAAAGAAAGGACUUCUAAGAAUCUGGUGAAAAACAACCCCUUUCUUGGGGUAGGGUUUGCAUUCCCUUCUUGCUUGAAGACAGACAAUGCCAAAGAAAGUGAAGCCUGCAGGGAAUGGGAAGGAAGAGAGUCCUGUUCCCUGUAAGCAGGUGAAAGUGGAGGCAGCUGGUGGACCUUCCACCUUAAACUUUGAGAGCCCCAGUGGUCUCUUUGAAAGUCUGAUUUCACCCACCAACAUAGAGACAUUUUUCAAGGAGUUCUGGGAGCAGAAGCCACUUCUCAUUCAGAGGGAUGACCCUGCAGUGGCAGCAUACUACCAGUCCCUAUUCAGGCUGACAGAUUUGAAGAGUCUGUGCAGCCAGGGUAUAUACUAUGGAAGAGAUGUGAAUGUCUGUCGGUGUGUCCAUGGGAAGAAGAAGGUUUUAAAUAAAGAUGGAAAAGCACACUUCCUUCAGCUGAGAAAAGAUUUUGAUCAGAAAAGGGCAACAAUUCAAUUUCACCAACCUCAGAGAUUUAAGGAUGAGCUUUGGCGGAUCCAGGAGAAGCUGGAAUGCUACUUUGGCUCUUUGGUUGGCUCCAAUGUGUAUAUAACUCCUGGAGGAUCACAGGGCCUACCUCCCCACUAUGAUGAUGUUGAGGUUUUCAUCCUGCAGCUGGAGGGAGAGAAGCACUGGCGCCUUUACAAACCCACAGUGGCCCUGGCACGUGAGUACAGCGUGGAGGCUGAGGCCAGGAUUGGCAGUCCAACACAUGAGUUCACAUUAAAGCCAGGUGAUUUAUUGUACUUCCCCAGAGGGACUAUUCAUCAGGCGGACACUCCUUCAGGGCUGGCCCACUCUACUCAUGUGACCAUCAGCACCUACCAGAACAAUUCAUGGGGAGAUUUCCUUUUGGACACCAUUUCAGGGCUUGUGUUUGAUACUGCAAAGGAAGAUAUAACAUUACGGACUGGAAUACCCCGGCAGCUGCUCAUGCAGGUGGAAACCACAACAGUUGCAACAAGAUUAAGUGGCUUUUUGAGGACUCUUGCAGACCGGCUGGAAAGCACCAAAGAACUGCUUUCAUCAGACAUGAAGAAAGAUUUUGUUAUGCACAGACUCCCCCCUUACUACACGGGAGAUGGAACAGAGCUGUCGAUACCAGGUGGAAAAUUACCAAGGUUGGACAGCAUAGUGAGUCUGCAGUUUAAGGACCACAUCAUCCUUACAGUAGGGCCAGAUCAGGAUCAAUCUGAUGAAGCUCAAGAAAAGAUGGUUUACAUCUAUCAUUCUCUAAAGAAUAGGAGAGAAAUACACAUGAUGGGAAAUGAGGAGGAAAUAGAGUCUCAUGGACUUCGUUUCCCUUUUUCACAUGUGGAUGCACUGAAGCAAAUUUGGAAUAGUUCAGCAAUUUCUGUCAAGGACCUGAAGCUUACUACAGAUGAGGAAAAGGAAAGCCUGGUAUUAUCCCUCUGGACAGAAUGUUUGAUCCAAGUAAUCUAGUGAUGUUAUAGAAUCAAAUAACUGCUGUUUUACAUGCUCAUUUUUAAAUUUUUUUAAUGGGAAGUUGGGUAGGAGAAAAUUGUCAACCGUCCUUACUUAUUAAUAUAUGGGAACAUGGAAGGGGGGAAAAAAAACAAAACAGGAAAUUACAAGGUGUCCCAGAAUGUGACAAAACCAUAUUUUUGACAAAUUUAUUUAAUCCAGUGUGGUAGAAAAGGCACAACUCCAAAAAUGUAUCAUGUAGAACUAAAAUGUCAUUAACCUUU
This is a messenger RNA of Ictidomys tridecemlineatus (thirteen-lined ground squirrel), 2251 nucleotides long. RefSeq names its product ribosomal oxygenase 2 (gene Riox2). Gene Ontology annotation, cellular component: nucleolus. The record is from RefSeq and is a predicted model, not a curated record. Gene Ontology annotation, molecular function: histone H3K36 demethylase activity; histone H3K4 demethylase activity. NCBI's taxonomy places the organism in Eukaryota, Metazoa, Chordata, Mammalia, Rodentia, Sciuridae.